This is a messenger RNA of Darwinula stevensoni, 600 nucleotides long. The record is from the annotation of a GenBank genome assembly. Lineage: Eukaryota; Metazoa; Arthropoda; Ostracoda; Podocopida; Darwinulidae.
AUGGCGCCGGAAAACGCUCCGACGGCGGGAGACUGGUACGAGAAAACUCUGCUGUCUGCGCUGAACCGCGGAGCGAAAAUCGCAGGAAACGACACCCGACUGGUGACCCACCUGCGACAACGCAUCCUCCGCCGCUCCAACCCACACGGCCACCCCUAUCCCUUCGACAGCGGACCCAAGGGGGAACAUUUUACCCAGUCUGAAGAGGAGUCCCAGUUGCUCCAGGAUUUGUUUUCUAACAUAGUGGUCGUGGAAGAUCGAUCGAUGUGGACCGACUUGAGGCGAAACACGAAUAAGGUGACGGGCGAGGAUUUGAUCUGCUACCCGUUGGAGACAUUCUUGAUCGCACUGGACGUGAAAACCGUGGAUUUUUUCAGCCUGGAUGUGGAGGGCAUGGAUUACGGAGUUCUCGCCACCAUUCCUUUCCACAUAUUUCGAUUCGAGGUGCUCAUGGUGGAGACGGACAAAGGUAACAGAGAGGAAAUUCUGGCGCUGAUGGCCUCGAAGAAUUACACUCACUUCAUGACAACCGGACCCGAAGACGUAUUUGUGCCCAAUGACGCGAAGAGCAUCAAGUUACGAAAUGAGACUGAUCAAUGA